AUGCAGGCCUUCCAACUUUUCCGCUCGUGCUCCAGCUCUUUGUCUGCACGCAGCAUUGCGCGUGCCUCAGUCCCCGUCGGUCGUAGAGCGGCUAUGGGCACACGAUAUUAUUCAGACGACAAAGCUCAAGCGUCGGAGGGCGAGGAAACAAAGCGGUUAGAGGGCGAGAGUAAGGAGACUGAGGAAAAGCCAGCUCCACCAUCACCAGAGGCUGCGCUCACAGAGAAACUAGCGCAGAAAGAGAGAGAGGUAACGGACCUGACUGGUCGGCUACGCUACCUGCAAGCGGACUUCCUCAACCUGCAGCGCAACGCUGCGAAAGAAAAGGAGCAGACCCGUGAUUUCGCAAUCAGUCGCUUCGCGUCCGACCUCCUCGAGACCGUCGAUGUUCUCGCCAUUGCUCUCAAGUCCGUUCCCCCAUCUGUCAUAUCAUCCGCAUCUUCCUCGUCAUCGCCGUCUCCACCACCAUCCAACUCGUCGAAUUCAUCCGAGCCGUCGGAGAAAUCGGCGGAGGUAUACCUCAAUGAACUCCACACCGGCGUGGAGAUGACACAUCGACUACUGAUGCAGACACUCUUCAAGUACGGUGUGAAGCCUUUUGACCCCACAGGCGACAAGUUCGACCCCAAUCGGCACGAAGCACUGUUCCAGACACCUGUACCAGACAAAGAGCCUGGCACCGUGUUUAACUGCCAGAAGACGGGAUACAUGAUCAAAGACCGCGUAUUGCGCGCGGCACAGGUCGGGGUGGUGCAGGAGCAGCAGUCAUGA
Molecule: messenger RNA, 771 nt
Organism: Sparassis crispa
Lineage: Eukaryota; Fungi; Basidiomycota; Agaricomycetes; Polyporales; Sparassidaceae
Product: GrpE protein homolog, mitochondrial
Exons: 2
Coding region: 1-771 (256 amino acids)
Biological process (GO): protein folding; protein import into mitochondrial matrix
Cellular component (GO): PAM complex, Tim23 associated import motor
Molecular function (GO): protein-folding chaperone binding; protein homodimerization activity; adenyl-nucleotide exchange factor activity
Source: RefSeq, a predicted model, not a curated record